Seriola aureovittata is the source of this 2649-nucleotide messenger RNA. It is a transcript of the gene aifm1, whose product is annotated as apoptosis inducing factor mitochondrion associated 1. Lineage: Eukaryota; Metazoa; Chordata; Actinopteri; Carangiformes; Carangidae. The coding region runs from base 151 to 2313 and encodes 720 amino acids. The record is from RefSeq and is a predicted model, not a curated record. Gene Ontology annotation, molecular function: FAD binding; protein dimerization activity; NAD(P)H oxidase H2O2-forming activity. Gene Ontology annotation, biological process: apoptotic process; mitochondrial respiratory chain complex assembly. The transcript is spliced from 21 exons. Gene Ontology annotation, cellular component: mitochondrion; cytoplasm.
UAUGACCUGUGUCUGGCCUUGGCGUGUAGCGCGGUGCUGCUAGUUGUCAGUACGUGCUGUCUAUAGGACUUGAUCAGCGGUAUCUAGCCAGUGGUCCUAUCCGACAAGUCGGCUACUGAACCGGGAACCGUCACGCGGAGCUAAGCCACGAUGCUGAAAUGUAGAACUGUGUGGAAGAAGCUUGCUCCUCUGGCGAGAGACUCAUCAACUCUGAGCCGGCAGAGUGUGAGAAGAGCAGGGUUGACCAAUGGCAGUGCAGUACGUGUACCAGCAGCCCACAUGUCCAGUGGGUCUGCAGGGGGAGGAGGGGAAAAUAAGCUGUACGUCCUCCUAGUCGGAGCUGCCUGCCUUGGUGGGGGAAUAUAUGCCUACCGAACCGUAAAGGGAGACCAACAGAGAUAUAUGGAACGUAUGGCAGAAAUUUCAUCCAGACCUCAUAAAGCAGCCUCACAAAAAACAACCGUACCCUCCCAGUCAGAGCCUCCUGCUGUAGAAGCCACUGAGACAGAAGCCGUCCCUGAGCCAAAACCUCAAGCAGCACUUUCAUCAGAGGAGCCGAGUCCUCCGGCCCCUGACGCUGAAGCAGCGGCCCCCCGUGAAUCAGCUGAACCACUCCCAGCAGAUGAGCCGGUGGUGGGAGCUUCCCCAGAAGAGGCAGCAGAGCCACCUGCUGCACCUGUAGUUGAGGAGGAACCAGCACUCCCAGCUGAGCCGUCUCCAGUUGAGCUAACAGUACCAGCUGCACCUGUUGAGGAGAGUGAACCUACAGCAGCAGCAGAGAGGCCUGCAGCAGUGCUGGCCGAGCCUCAGCCGGAAGUCGUGGCAGAGAGUGCGGACUCCUCACCUGCUUCUCCCAGUGUCCCGUCACACGCCCCCUACCUUCUUAUCGGUGGAGGUACCGCCUCUUUUGCUGCUGCCCGGUCUAUUCGAGCCAGAGACCCCGGAGCCAGGGUUUUAAUUGUUACUGAGGAGCCAGACCUUCCAUACAUGAGACCUCCUCUGUCGAAGGAGCUGUGGUUCUCUGACGACCCCGGUGUGACAGAAACUCUGCGAUUCAAACAGUGGAAUGGGAAGGAGAGAAGUAUCUACUUCCAGCCACUAUCAUUCUACAUUCAUCCAGAGGAAUUCAAUAGUGCAGAAAACGGGGGAGUGGCUGUUCUCACAGGCAAAAAGGUGAUUCACAUGGACGUGAGAGGAAACAAAGUGAAACUGGACGAUGACACUGAGAUUUCAUAUGACAAGUGUCUGAUUGCUACAGGCGGCAUGCCAAGAAAUCUACAGGCCAUUGAGAGAGCGGGAGAGGACGUGACCAAGAGGACGACUUUGUUCCGCAAGAUCGAUGACUUCAAAUCACUGGACAAGGUCUCCAGAAGCAUCAGCUCCAUCACCAUCAUUGGAGGCGGCUUCCUGGGCAGCGAGCUGGCCUGUGCCCUCGGCAGGAGAUCGACUGAAUCUGGUCUGGAGGUGAUACAGAUGUUCCCUGAGAAGGGCAACAUGGGAAAAGUGCUGCCUGAGUAUCUGAGCAACUGGACAACAGAAAAAGUCAAGAAAGAGGGUGUAAAAAUCAUCUCUGAAGCUUUGGUGAAAUCUGUAAACUACAAAGAUGAUAAAUUAGAAAUCCAGCUGAAGGAUGGCCGAUUGGUGAAAACGGAUCACAUUGUUGCAGCUGUUGGCUUGGAGCCCAACUGUGACCUUGCUAAGUCAGCAGGUCUGGAGGUGGACUCUGACUUUGGUGGUUUUCGGGUCAAUGCGGAGCUGCAGGCCAGGUCCAAUAUUUGGGUGGCAGGAGAUGCUGCGUGUUUCUACGACAUCAGACUGGGCCGCAGACGGGUGGAGCACCACGACCACGCUGUUGUGAGUGGUAGACUAGCAGGAGAGAACAUGACCGGGGCCAGCAAACCCUACUGGCAUCAGUCUAUGUUCUGGAGUGACCUGGGCCCUGAUGUGGGCUAUGAAGCCAUCGGGAUCGUUGACAGCAGCCUUCCAACAGUAGGAGUGUUUGCCAAAGCCACUGCCAAGGACACACCUAAAGCUGCUACAGAGAAGUCAGGAACUGGGAUCCGCUCAGAGAGUGAAACGGAGGACACAGCCGUGAGCCCAGUGGCCUCUUCAACACCUGCACCUGCUGUGGAGCAGCACAAAGACGGCUACGGCAAAGGAGUCAUCUUCUACCUGCGAGACAAGGUGGUGGUGGGCAUCAUCCUGUGGAAUGUGUUCAACAGAAUGCCCAUCGCAAGGAAGAUCAUCAAGGAUGGAGAGGAACACGCAGAUCUGAACGAAGUGGCAAAGCUGUUCAACAUCCACGAAGAUUAAGACAAUGGAGCUGUUAAUGUGAAGACUGAACUUUGGCAGCCAUUGCCACUGUGUUUAAGACACAAAUGAUCACGCAUACAAAACUGGACGUUCAAUGUAAAUUAUGUCAUGUGGCUGAAAUAUUUUCAUAUUUGAAAUUUGUAUCUGCUGCACCUGUUUCGUUAGUUUUUUUUUUCUAUUCAGGAGAAAUCACUGUCUCAUCUUCCUGCUACGCCCAAACUCGUGUGAUUGAAUAUUCGCUUCCCACCAGGCUGAAGAUGUUAAACAUGGAUCGUCUGUGUGAUCACAGCAGCUUGUCGUGAGAAAAGCUGCAAUAAAAGCUAUUUUUAAAUUGGA